This is a messenger RNA of Botrytis cinerea B05.10, 767 nucleotides long. RefSeq lists its product as hypothetical. The record is from RefSeq and is a predicted model, not a curated record. The transcript is spliced from 2 exons. NCBI's taxonomy places the organism in Eukaryota, Fungi, Ascomycota, Leotiomycetes, Helotiales, Sclerotiniaceae. Bases 48 to 683 code for a protein of 211 amino acids. Gene Ontology annotation, molecular function: DNA-binding transcription factor activity, RNA polymerase II-specific; zinc ion binding. Gene Ontology annotation, biological process: regulation of DNA-templated transcription.
GAUAAUUCUUUCCACCCACAUAUACACAUGAAAUCGCCUUAGUCGCCAUGCCUUUUCCGAGCCGUGGAUGUCAUACAUGCAAGAAACGACGGGUAAAGUGCGAUGAAACAAAGCCAUCCUGCAAUCGUUGUGCUAAAGCAAAAAUCAAUUGUCAUGGCUAUGAUGGCACUCAAAAAUACGAGUUCUUGGACGAAAACGAACCUGCGAGUGGUAAGAAAAAACGGCCUCGAGGUCCCAACCUGCGGGAGUCGAUACAAAAAAGUUCACCAUUUCAAUAUCCAGCGUCGGAGAAACAGACAAGCCAUAUCAAUACGAGGAUAGAUAAAUACGGAUUAAUCACACUUUCAAGCAUCCCACGCGUCACUGAUUUCUUCUCAUCGCCGCGAUCUCCUCCCGCAACAUGCCUACAAGAUCAAGUUAUUGACUACUACACAAGACAAUUUGUCGAGGCUCCCAAAAUAUUGCUUGCUACUGAUGAUAGUCAAAUUAAUUACUGUGUCGGCUCUUUUCAUCACUCUUCAAUUUUCAGCCUCGCGUCGUCAACAAUUCGCCGAUUUUCUUGGCCUGUUCAAUCAUUGGAACAAGCAUCUCAGGACAGAUCUACCAGUUCCACAUUACAACUCGCUAUUCAAUUGCCCAUACGACCUUCGGGCGGUCAACAAAAAAUUCUGCUGCUUUAUUGAUUGGUAGUAAGGCAUACUCCCAAGCCCUGGUGGCGGCGAACCUAGCGCUGAGACGCAUAGACAGUGUCGUAAUGGAUGAAGUCA